Molecule: messenger RNA, 1809 nt
Organism: Ceutorhynchus assimilis (cabbage seed weevil)
Lineage: Eukaryota; Metazoa; Arthropoda; Insecta; Coleoptera; Curculionidae
Source: the annotation of a GenBank genome assembly
AUGGAGAAUUUUGAUUCGGAAAUUAGCAGUUUGGACGAGGAAACAACUUACUUGGUAAAUAGUCAUUCGGAUAAAACUUUCCAGGAUAGUUUGUUGGAUGAUGAUGAUAUUGUCGAUACUAGAUCUGAGCUCAAAUUUGAGAGAGGUAAGUUCAAAUUCAAAUUCAAUUCAAAAAGCGACGAACAGAAACAUAAAAGGAAAGAAAUUGAAGCUGCUAUAGGAAAUAAAUCAACAACAUUGAAAACCUGGAAAGAUUUGGCAAUGAGCAAAUUUGGUUUAGUUGGAGAUGAUUUGAGGUUUACCGUUUGGCCCUUGCUGUUAGAGGUAGAUCCAAGUACAGACGAAAAAAUUCCAUCACUAGAAGAACUUUCGGAUCACCCCGAAUAUCAGCAAGUCAUUUUAGAUGUAAAUAGGUCACUCAAAAGAUUUCCUCCAGGCAUUCCAUAUGAACAAAGAGUAGCGUUACAAGAUCAACUUACAGUACUAAUAUUAAGGGUUAUAAUUAAAUAUCCUCAUUUAAGGUAUUAUCAGGGAUAUCACGAUGUAGCAAUUACAUUUCUUUUAGUAGUAGGAGAAGCGGUUGCAUUUAGGAUAAUGGAAAAAUUAAGUACAGAAAAUUUAAGGGAAUGCAUGGAAUCCACGAUGGAAAAAACCGAUUACAGAUUGAAUUACAUUUACGCCUUGUUGUAUAAAGUCGAUAAGGAUGUGCACGGGUUUAUGGACAGUGCAGGUGUAGGUACAAUGUUUGCCUUGCCUUGGUAUUUGACUUGGUUUGGACACUCUUUGAACCAAUACAAAGACGUUGUAAGGCUUUAUGAUUACUUUUUAGCCACUCCACCUCUAAUGCCUUUAUAUGUUGCUACUUCCUUAGUGAUUUAUCGAAGGGAUGAAAUUUUUGCAGAAGGUUGCGACAUGGCCAGUAUUCAUUGUCUUCUAUCCCAAAUCCCUGACAAUUUGGACUUUGAAUCGAUCCUGGUAGCCGCAAUGAAGUAUUACAAGGACUAUCCACCAGACAAGCUAGAAAAAUUGGUCAAAACACGUGUGGAAAGGGAAAUGGCUGAAAGAAAGAAAAACGAACAAAUGAUGAGGAACAGACUGAGAGGACAAAAAAGUCUGUGGGUCCGAUUCAACAACCGCAUGCCAGCGUGGUUGGUAUUCAGUAGAAGAAGCAAAUUGGGUUUGAUAUUUGCCACUGCUACAGUUUUGAUUGGAUAUUUGUACUAUUAUAAGUAUGGUGGGGACGCUCGAAUGCCUUUUUUGAGGCUCAAAGACAGUAAAAAUUCUGGAAAAUAGGAUUUGCAAAGGGUGCCGACAUUUUUUUGGGGGAAAUACCAAUUAACAAUAGAUAGUUUACAUCCCUAGCCCCAAAAAUUAUAAUUCUUUUUCGAGACAAUUAUAAUAUUUACUCAAAAUAAAUAUAAGGAUUAAAUAUUUUAUACUAAAAUUAUUCCAAAGAAUAUAAUUAUAUACAUAGUAACCGAAAAAAAAAAAAAUAUUGUAAUAUUUAUGUUUAAGAACCUGAACAUCAUGAUUUUUUUUUUAGUACAUAUGAUUAUUCUGUAAUUUUCAAUAAUUUUUCAAAGUGGUCGUUUUGUGAUUGGUGUUAAGUUGAAAUAAUUAUUGUCCAGUUAGGUUAAAUUGGUGGGUCGCUUUAGUUUAUAAUAUAUUAGAUCUUUGUACAGAUUUAAAGCAUAUAGGCUGAAAAUAUUAUUGUUAUUAAUUUUUUGUAAUAUUGUGCAUUGUUGUGGUAUAGUAUUCAUAAUUAUUAUUAUUAUUAUAGAGAAAUAUAUAUUAUUAUUUGUUUAAUAA